GUUGUGAGUGGCAGCAGUCGAGUGGAGAUGGUCUGCACUCUUCGUGGAUUACUCUUGUGUGGACACCACGGAGCCCUCAGAUGGACCCGCGUGCAUCCUCAGGGUUCUGCUUCAUGAUGGUCUGUCUGCUCUGGACUGCGCGUGCCUCCAGCCACGAGAAAAGGAGUUGUCCAUGUCCAGGAAUCCCUCAAAUGCCUGAAACUGAACCUCCACCAGAGAACUGCUUCAAAAUUAACAUGACUUUUCGCUACAAAUGCACAGACGGUUAUGUGAGGAAGGUGGGAACUUCAAAUCUCAUCAGAUGCAAACCUGAUAAUGGUUAUGCACAUUGGGUGCCUAACCCACCCACCCUGAAGUGUAUAUCGGACCCAAGCAGACCCACAGCAGCACCACCACUGAGCUCAGAGACAAAGGGACACACUUAUCUUCCCCAGGACUCCACCAUCUCCACCACAGACACUUCCUCCAGCCUCCAGAUGACUCGGACCUCGAGCCCGUCAGCAUCAGAGACUGCAGAGCCGACCCUGACAGACUACAUCCGGGCAGGAAACGUAGACGCUCUGACGCAGUGGACAACCACAAGCACAACGGAGCCUCCCAACAAUGUUCAUCCUCUCGUGCUUCAGUCCACCACUUCCAGACUCGUGAUCGGCUGUGCUUCAUUAGUGAUCGUCUGCGCUCUGAUGGGAAUCAGCUUCUUUUGUUAUAGAAGGAGGUCCAACGAGACCCCACCGCAGGCGGCAGACGAGCAGAUACCCAUGAAUCCUGCAGCAUGUGAGGAGCUGUCGUAGAGUUUGUCCCCUGCGACCGACUGGAGAACUGAGAUCGCCUCCGUCACACAUUUGUUGUUUUAAGUUGAACCAAAGAUUUAAACUGCACGAGAAACUUUAAUUUCGACCCUGUGACCAUUUGGUGCUACAACAGGCGUAAUCAGGUGAUAUUCUGAUAUUUCUUAUUGUCUUCAAAUCUCAUGAAAAACCAACUUACUCAAUCCUUCCAAAAACAACUACAGUCUGUUAAAACAAAGCAUCACAGGUCAUAUUGCUUUGUGCCAGAGAGCUCCAUUGCUCUGUAAAACAGAACAAGCAACCACAUCCACAUCUGAAAAUAUUCCCCGACUAAAAACAGUUCCCUUAAGAGCACAUUCUGCGGAGGAAGUUGUUAAGUGUUGUUUUCUCUGUGCAUGGGAAGAGUAGACAAUAAGGAACAGAUAGACUUGAUAAUUUAGGUGUGGAGCUUAUAAGACGACAGUGUGCGCCGUGUGUUUGGAUGAACUGGACUAAAAGAGUAAAAGGAUAUUUCCAUUAGAAAGACAGAUCAGCAGGCAACAGAUCAAGUACACCGUUUGUCAGAGGCAGAAAUACAAAUAAAUGUAGCAAUGCACAAAUGUAAAUGAUGUAUAAAAAGACUUUAUUCACUCUUCACUCAGGAUGUGGGAGGGUCAGCAGGCUAACUGAGCAGCUACCUAAAGAGCAGCUACCUAACGAUCAAAUAUCAUCGAUGUCUUUAAGAUAAAUAUAUAUAUAUAUAUAUAAAACUUAUAUGAUUUGUGUUCCCAGAAUCAAGUCAAGAUGGUACCGUGGCACUUUGUGAUAUCGGCACAUCGGUUACAUAAUCCGAAGAUUCGAUCAUUUCAUGAUAAUAAUAACAAUAAGCACCUUUCAUACAAGAAUUGCAGCUCAAAGUGUGUCACAGCAAAAAUGUAACAAUUAGUACAAGGACAGAAUAAGAGCAUUUACAGUACAAUAAUCACA
Cottoperca gobio is the source of this 1754-nucleotide messenger RNA. RefSeq names its product interleukin 15 receptor subunit alpha (gene il15ra). Gene Ontology annotation, molecular function: interleukin-15 receptor activity. Gene Ontology annotation, biological process: interleukin-15-mediated signaling pathway. The record is from RefSeq and is a predicted model, not a curated record. Bases 81 to 791 code for a protein of 236 amino acids. The transcript has 8 exons. Lineage: Eukaryota; Metazoa; Chordata; Actinopteri; Perciformes; Bovichtidae.